AUGGCGCCUCCAAGUUUAUUUGACUCUAUAUUUGGCCGGGCAGGAUAUCAAAGGACACAGAACGAUGUGCCCUCCAAUAGCAACAAUGCUAUGCCUGGUGCAUAUCAACAAGACCAAGUUAGUGAUCCACCCACAACUAGCCUACGUGAAUCGUUUAAACUAUUGUCAACCUACGUUAAUGUGAUUAUUGCUAAACCAAUUAUCAUUGCGCUUCUACUAAUAUUCCGAGUCUUAACUGCCGUCAUCAAUAUCGUGUGCUUUAGAGAUUUGACUAAUGCGCCUUCCCCAAACGAGAUAGUUGAUCCUAUUGAUAAGGUUAACAAGUUUGUCAGAGACUUGGAGGACAGCAUUCAGCCACUGAUUGCCACGCAAUACCCAAAUCAGUUACCUCCAUUCUUCCAAGGGAGCUACACCCAAGCGUUGUACAUGGCCACCCAACGAGGCAAAUUCCUUUUUGUAUACUUGACUAACCCCCAGAAUGAAGGCGCUUCCUUUAUAUUCAACGAGAUUAUAAUGAAUCAGGAAUUUGUUAAGAUCUUCAACAAUGACAUCAUUAUAUGGGGCGGUGACUUGAAGAACCCGGAGGCUUAUCAAUUGGCAAACAGUUUAAAUGUCACGAAGUUUCCAUUUUUGGGGGUCUUGUGUUUGACUAGAAUUACGAAAAUGACUCCAGAAGGUCCGAAAAAGGAUCCGGCAAAAAUCUCAUUAAUCGCCAAAAUUCAGGGUGGAAAAGUUAGUCCGCCAGAAGAUCCCGAUACUGUAAUACGAAACAAGUUUGUGAAGAAAAUUGCAAAAUACGAACCCGAGUUGGUAUUGAUUCGUCAGGAGUUGCAAGACAAGUACAUGAGUGAGGUAUUGCGCAAGCAGCAAGAAUAUAACUACAUGGCAUCUAUGCAACAAGAUAUGAUGAAGAAGAAUGCAAAGAAAAGAAAGGCGUUGGCAAAGGAGUAUUUGAUGUAUAAAGCGCGCCAGUAUGAACAUUUGACGACCCCUCCUUCAAAAGAAGAGGCAAAGAAUUAUGCAAGAAUCGUGUUGAAGUUCCCGGAUUCCACUAGAGUGACGGCUUAUUUCCCAAAAGGUUACAGAAUAGAGGAUGUGUUUGUAUUUGUUGAAAUUGUUCGACAGGGUUUGUUGAAUCUGACUUCAACUUUGACAGAAUCAGACGCAAUCAGUAAAUUUGAUGACUUUAGAAUUGAAUUUAAGUUCAAGUUGGCUUCGCCGUUACCUCCUAGGACAGAUUUGUCACUGAAAAUGGAUAAGCGGAUUGAGGAAAUCGAUUUGGUCUAUCCAAAUGGGUUGCUAUUAGUAGAAGAUCUAUGA
Molecule: messenger RNA, 1320 nt
Organism: Lodderomyces theae
Lineage: Eukaryota; Fungi; Ascomycota; Pichiomycetes; Serinales; Debaryomycetaceae
Exons: 1
Coding region: 1-1320 (439 amino acids)
Cellular component (GO): endoplasmic reticulum
Molecular function (GO): ubiquitin binding
Source: RefSeq, a predicted model, not a curated record